Messenger RNA from Vairimorpha ceranae, 2799 nucleotides. RefSeq lists its product as hypothetical. Gene Ontology annotation, cellular component: endoplasmic reticulum; ERMES complex. Gene Ontology annotation, biological process: phospholipid transport. The transcript has a single exon. Bases 1 to 2799 code for a protein of 932 amino acids. The record is from RefSeq and is a predicted model, not a curated record. Lineage: Eukaryota; Fungi; Microsporidia; Nosematidae. Gene Ontology annotation, molecular function: lipid binding.
AUGAUACAAUUUGUCAUAGGAAUAAUAGUUGGGCUCAUAUUAUUACCUAUUUUAUUGAUAUUUUAUCCAAGUAGAGCAGUUAAGCGCAAUAAACUUAUAGAGUAUAAUCUUAAGACAUCAUCCAAAAAAGAGCUUACUACAAUUCAAGCUAAAAAUAUAUUAAAAAGUCUUCACCAGUGUACGGAUUUAUAUUGGCUUAAUGUAUUAAUCAAUAGAUUCUGGUUCGAAUUGGCUGAUUCGAAUGCACAAGCUUAUAGAAUCAAACAACGUAUAAAAAGGCUUCUUGAUGAUAUUCCAGGCACUGGAAUUAUUCAGUCAUUAGAUGUUGUAGAUAUCGAUAUCGGAAACACCGGUCCUAUAAUAAAAAGUAUAAGGAUUAUUGAUGCAAGUGAAAGACAACAUUUAGGCGAUGCAGUUGACAAAAAUAAUUUUAUUUUUUGUAAAAACCUAUAUAAAAAAUUUAUUAAAACUGAUGGGUUGUUAGAUUUCGAUAAAAUACAUAAUGAAGUUUUUAAAAAUGUUCAUGCUGUUAUUUCCAUAGAGUAUAAAGGGUCUAUUAAAAUAAGCCUAAAAAUAGGUCUUCCGAAAAAAUUUAUAUUAAACACUGAAGUCAAUAUAACUAGAUUGGAAGGGAAUGUUUUAAUGAGACUACCCUCGUUAAGUUAUAACACAAGAUUAGAAUAUUCAUUUUUAACUAAUCCAGAUUUAGAAGUUAACAUUGACGGCGGCGUAUCAAAAGGAGAGGGAAAUGAAUAUUUUAAACGAACCAUAAGUAAUUUACUACGAAGAACUUUUAAAUUUUCAGUUUUACAAUCUUUUGUAUAUCCAUCAUUUAACACCAUUUAUCUUCCAUUAAUAUCAGCAGAUUUUAAAGACUUAAGACAUCUUAUACACAAGAUUACGCCCACGACACCUGUUAAUCAAAUUUCUAUAAGAGAAUCUUUAGAAAUGUUUUUAGCUUUAGAUUAUAAAAUAAUAAAAGUUGUUAAUGAUGUUACUUUCAGAACAAAUAAUAUGAUCUUAAAUGAUAAAGAAAAAAUUUAUUGUGCACAUUUUUUAAUCCCCGAAUGUGCACUAAAUUCUUCGCACUUUAGCUCCUCGAACAAUUAUAUUUACGAAAAUCUAACGAUUAAAGAAUCAAAAAUAAUGAACCAGAUAUAUGACUUAUCAAUAUUAAACAAUGUGAUUUUAUCUUUUAAAGAGUUAAAUACAAUCCACAACUUUAAUUCAGCGAUAUCAUUAGUAGAACUUGUUUUUUUAGAUAAAAAACUUGAAUUUAUACGUAUUGUUUAUAACAACAAAAUUUUUUUUCAGAGGAACGACGAAAAAAAUCCUGAUUUUUUAAUUUUUUAUAUUGAAAAUAAUACAUUAUAUGUGUACAGUUUUAUUACUUCUAAUAUCAUUAAAAUGACACAAUCGCGCAUAUUUAAAUUAAAAUCCAAACUUGAAAUGAAACAUUAUAAAGAAUUUUCUGUAAAUAAGUUAUUUAGAUAUUCGAAAAAUGCUCUAAACUUUUGGAAACCGUAUGUUGCACCACGCGAAAAACAGGAUUACGUUACAGAUGUUAAAAACAUAGUGAAUAUUACUAGUAAACACAAUGUAAGCAGUCAUUUUUCAGAUAUUGACAGUUUUAUAUCGGUACACAUUCCAAAGUUUUUUUAUAAAUUUGAAGUUUCCUCAGAUGUAAUAUUUAGUAUAUUAAAUCAAGAUAGUGUAAGACUUAAAUUCAUUUCUGAACAUACACAAAUUUACAGACAAAUUUCUGAAAAUGAUUUAUAUAGAAGCAUUGCUAUUGAAAGUAAAAAUAAAGAAAUUAAAGAUUUUAUUCUACACACACAUAAAAAAGAUAAUCUAAUAUGUGAUGUAAUAAAUAAUAAAAAAAUAGUUUAUGAAGUCAAAAAUGAUUUUCAAAGUGAAUAUGUAAAUAUAAACAAUAUACAUAAUCACAAUCAGAAAUCGAUGUAUAGCUUACCAUCGAAUACAGAGAUAGAUUUACAUAAAAAAACACAAAUUACUUUUUUAAAUUUAAAUGCGUUGAGUAAAUUAAAUACUGAUUGUGAAAUAAAAGAUCCGAUUAAUUCUGUUUUUACGAUAAAUAGAUUACCCAAUGCAAUCACAUUACUCAAUAUUUAUGUAGAAGAUGAAGCUUUUUACUCUAAUAUAAAUCCUUUAUAUGAAUCAAUUUACACUAGAAUUACUCAUCAGAAGAUUUUUAACUUUUCUCAAAAAUCUGAUUUUGAAACUUUAUACAUCGAAAAAGAACUGCGCAAAGAUUUUUUCGGUGAUCUUGGCGGUGUCUAUAUUGAAUUUAAAACUAGUAAAUCAGAUGACUUUAAGUUUACAUUAUUUAGUACAGUAGAUAAAAAGGAUAUUUUAAAGAUUAAUAAAAUUAUUACCUCUAAACCAGUAAAAAUAAUAAUACCGAUAUUCCACGAGGAUAUUUUGUUGUUAAAACUUGUUCCAAAAUUUAAUAAAAAUAAAACAAUAGACAUUAAGAUAGUAAAUCUUCCGAAGUUGUACCAUAGAGAGAGUUUAAUAGACUGUAAUAUUGGAUUAACAUAUAAAGGACAUUUUACUUUUCCAAUUGUAGGAUCGCCUAGUUAUAUUAUUUUUUGGGAGAAAGAGCAAGAUGAGCACAUUAAAGGUUUUAUAGAAAGUCCUUUUACAAAAGUACCAAUUAAAGGUAAUGGAACUAUGAGAACAGAUCAGAUGAAUUAUUCAAUUGUAUACAAAAAUAAUGGUGCUAAGUGCAGAGAGAUAAGCAUUUACAUGGGAGUAACAUUAAAAAAUAGCAAUUAA